Molecule: messenger RNA, 1953 nt
Organism: Cynocephalus volans (Philippine flying lemur)
Lineage: Eukaryota; Metazoa; Chordata; Mammalia; Dermoptera; Cynocephalidae
Gene: ADGRA1
Product: adhesion G protein-coupled receptor A1
Biological process (GO): cell surface receptor signaling pathway; G protein-coupled receptor signaling pathway
Cellular component (GO): plasma membrane; glutamatergic synapse; postsynaptic density
Molecular function (GO): G protein-coupled receptor activity
Source: RefSeq, a predicted model, not a curated record
AUGUGCUGCAGCCUGCGGCUCGCUCCCUCUCUCAUCAGACAUCCCUUCUCCACUCCACCCUUUGUCCUCGCAGGUGAAGCUGCCUCCUGCCCACAGCCCUUCAUGCACAGGAGGGUUUUCUCUUCUUCCUGCAUUACUGAGCGUAGUGCCAUCCUGGAGGUACAGCUGGCUGCUUCCUGCAGCUCUGACAGCCCAGGCGGGCACCCACUGCACACUGAGAGCCGCUCCCAGCUCGGAGAGUGUUUUCUGUCCAUCAUCAUGGGAAUGCGGCUCCCAGGGCAGGAUUUGAAGACUGUCCUAUCUCUGCCCCAGCACCCAGGGGAGCUCCUGCACCCCGUGGUGUACGCGUGUACGGCAGUCAUGCUGCUGUGCCUCCUCACCUCCAUCAUCACCUACCUUGUGCACCAGAGUGCCAUCCGCAUCAGCCGGAAAGGCCGGCACAUGCUGCUGAAUUUCUGCUUCCACGCUGCUCUGACCUUCACGGUGUUCGCCGGCGGCAUCAAUCGCACCAAGUACCCCAUCCUGUGCCAGGCGGUGGGCAUCCUGCUGCACUAUUCCACGCUCUCCACCCUGCUGUGGAUCGGGGUAACCGCCAGGAACAUCUACCAGCAGGUGACCAAGAAGGCCCCACUGUGCCCGGGCGCAGAUCACCCGCCGUACCCCAAGCAGCCCCUGCUCAGGUUUUACCUCAUCAGCGGAGGGGUUCCUUUCAUCAUCUGCGGGGUCACGGCUGCAACAAACAUCAGGAAUUAUGGGACGGAGGACGAGGACAUGGCGUACUGCUGGAUGGCUUGGGAGCCCAGCCUGGGCGCCUUCUACGGGCCGGCCGCCUUCGUCACCCUGGUCACCUGCGCCUACUUCCUCGGCACGUGCGUCCAGCUGCGGCGCCACCCGGAGCGCAGGUAUGAGCUCAGGCAGCGGACGGAGGAGCGGCAGCGGCUGGCGGCGCCGGAGGGGGGCCCCGGCCAGGCCGCGCGGGCCGCCUCGCUGCUGCGGAACGAGCACUCCUUCGCCGCCCAGCUGCGCGCCGCCGCCUUCACGCUGCUCCUCUUCGCGGCCACGUGGACCUUCGGGGCGCUGGCCGUGUCGCAGGGCCACUUCCUGGACAUGGUCUUCAGCUGCCUGUACGGCGCCUGCUGCGUGACGCUGGGGCUGUUCGUGCUCAUCCACCACUGCGCCAAGCGCGAGGACGUGUGGCGGUGCUGGUGGUCGUGCCGCGGCCCCCGCGGGCGCACCCACACGGCCAAGCCCGGCGCCGGGCCCGCGCUCGACGCCAACGGCGACGCGCGGGGACACGCGGCCUGCCUGGGGACCUCGCCGCGCCUGGGCCGGCCGCGGGGCCUCGGCCACUGCAAGACGACCAACCUGCAGGCCGCCCAGGGCCGCCUCAGCUGCCUGUCGCCGGCCACGCCCUGUUGCGCCGCGGUGCACGGCGAGCCGCUGGCGGAGGACGAGGCCCGCGUGCACGUGCACGAGGAGGCCGCCUUCCAGCACGAGCCGCGGGCACACGGGCGCCUCGGGGGCGCCGCCGCCCCGCACUUCUUCAGCCAGCACCGCGCGGCCGCGGCCGGGCACGAGUGCGCCUGCCACAUCCCGUCCAGCGCGGACGGCAGCGCCCGCAGCUCGCGCAGCGACAGCCCGCCCAGCUCGCCCGAGGGCCCGGCCGGGCGCACGCUGGCCUGCUGCGCGCAGGGCGACCCCUUCCCCCUGGCCAGCCCGCCCGAGGGCAGCGACGCGGGGCCCGCACUGUACGGCUGCGCCCCGCGGCCCGGCAGGGAGGCGGCCCCCGGCCCGGCGCGCCUGGAGAUGCUCCGGAGGACACAGUCCCUGCCCUUCGGCGGCCCUGGCCCCAACGGGCUGCUCAAGGGGGACGCGCGAGAAGGCCGGCCCUACGGCACCGACGGGACGGGCAACAUCCGGACAGGGCCCUGGAAGAACGAGACCACCGUGUAG